CCGGCUGGCUCGCCGCUGCCCCCCCGGACCAGCCUUUGGGGUUGACCUUCGCUGACCUCGCUCCCCAGGUUGAAUCGACCAAAGCAAUGGUGAUGGAGAAGCCGAGCCCCCUGCUGGUCGGGCGGGAGUUCGUGAGGCAGUACUACACGCUGCUGAACCAGGCCCCCGACAUGCUGCACAGGUUCUACGGGAAGAACUCCUCCUACGUCCACGGGGGGCUGGACUCCAACGGCAAGCCGGCCGACGCGGUCUACGGGCAGAAGGAGAUCCACCGGAAGGUGAUGUCGCAGAACUUCACCAACUGCCACACCAAGAUCCGCCACGUGGACGCCCACGCCACGCUCAACGACGGCGUGGUGGUGCAGGUGAUGGGGCUGCUGUCCAACAACAACCAGGCCCUGCGCAGGUUCAUGCAGACCUUCGUCCUCGCCCCCGAGGUAGGCGCCCCAGGCCCCGCCCUGCAGCCGGGGCCCGGGCCAGAGGUGCGAGGGAGCGCACUCCCCAGAGACGCCGGGGAGCAGCGGGUGACGGGAGGGGCCUGCGUGUGGGCCACUCCCUGGCCGGGGAUGGACCUCAGGCCACAGCAGCCUGAGACCGUCCGCGGCCACAGGGAGCCCCGACUCGCCGUUGCCGAGGCGCCCUGGAGCUGCUCAGCAGGACGGGUCUGUCCAGUCGUCCGUGCGGGGAGGGCACGUGACGCCGGCGUUCUCGCACCUGGGUCCAUGGCUGCGGGUGGCCACGGGCCUGUCGCUGCAGGCCGAGUGCUCCCCCGCGGCCGGGCAGCCGUCGUGAGCCAUGUCCUCCUUGUGGAGGGCGUCCCCUCCCCGCGGUCAGUUACCCCUCGGGUCCCACGGGUGGCGCUACACCAGGGCAGCCCGAAGGCCUCGGCCCUGGACUCGGCCCGGCCCUGGACUCGGGCCUCCUGGUCUCCCUAA
Condylura cristata (star-nosed mole) is the source of this 935-nucleotide messenger RNA. RefSeq lists its product as uncharacterized. The transcript is spliced from 4 exons. Gene Ontology annotation, cellular component: ribonucleoprotein complex; cytosol. Bases 87 to 935 code for a protein of 282 amino acids. Gene Ontology annotation, molecular function: mRNA binding. The record is from RefSeq and is a predicted model, not a curated record. Lineage: Eukaryota; Metazoa; Chordata; Mammalia; Eulipotyphla; Talpidae.